CAUAAUAUCUGAAACCCCCGACGCCUCUUUCCUCCGCUCCUCUCCUCUCCUCUCCUCUCUCUCCUUAUCUUCUCCCUCUUCCUCUCCCUCGCUCACUACCAAUCAAUGGCGGCAGGGACGGCCUUCAAGCCCAUAUCCAUGGCCGAAGGCCUUCUUCCCUACCUCCCGGCCGCCUUCUUCUCUUCCAAACCCACUCUCGCCCACCUCCCAUUGCUCCGCUCCUCCAGGCCCUUACCCUUCCUCCACCUCUCCUGCUCGCGCUCAUCUUCAUCGAUCUCCCUUAGAAGGAAGCUCCCUUUGCUCCCCCUUGUGGCCCAGACUUCCGACUGGGCUAGCCAGGAGGAGGAGGAGCAGGAGGCGAGCGAGGUCGAGGACCGCGGUUUUGGCUUGGAAGGGUUCGACGAGGGGGAUGAACCUGGGCUCUCGGAGUUGGAAGGAGAGGAGGUGCAGGCGGAGGACAGUGGGGUGGUCGCCCAGGGGGAGGGCGAGUUUGUCGAGGGAGAAGAGGAGGAGGAGGAGGAGGAAGCUUAUGUCGAGCCACCCGAGGAGGCUAAGCUCUUCGUUGGGAACCUCCCCUACGACUUCGACAGCGAGAAGCUCGCGCAUCUCUUCGAAGAGGCUGGCGUCGUCGAGGUCGCCGAGGUGAUAUACAAUCGACAGACAGAUCAGAGUCGUGGGUUUGGAUUUGUGACCAUGAGCACUAUUGAAGAAGCAGAGAAAGCCGUGGAGAUGUUCCAUCGUUAUGAAGUUAGCGGCAGGCUUUUGACUGUAAACAAAGCAGCUCCUAGAGGGGCUCGUGUGGAAAGACCACGGGAAUUUGAGCCUUCUUUUAGAAUCUAUGUCGGCAAUCUGCCUUGGCAAGUGGAUGAUGGCCGCUUGGAGCAAGUAUUUAGUGAACAUGGUAAAGUAUUGGAUGCAAGGGUGGUAUAUGAUAGAGAGACUGGACGGUCACGUGGUUUUGGCUUUGUAAAAAUGGCAUCACAGGCUGAAAUGGAUGAUGCAAUUGCCGCACUUGAUGGACAGAGUAUGGAUGGUCGAGCAUUAAGAGUUAAUGUUGCUGAGGAGAGGCCAAGAAGCGCUGCCAUCUUUUGAUAACGGAAAAACCGACUCUCUUUAUCUGACAAAUUGUCGACAAGAUCAAAUUACUUUCACAUGAGUUCUUUUGUCUACUUUACUAGCUUGUGCCUUUGGUUCUUUCUCUUUUCUCGUUACUUCUGCUGACUAUUCGGGCGACUAUUACUGGGCAAAGAUGUGAUUACUGUAUGUUUCGCUACAAUUACAGUUUAAUGGUUGUAAGACCAGGUGGAUAUUCAGGAUUACUGGAUAAAUACUCUUGUCAUUGACACCAUAAUGUCAUUAGUUAUGCUUGUUGUUUUC
Messenger RNA from Musa acuminata AAA Group (dessert banana), 1377 nucleotides. Its product is annotated as 28 kDa ribonucleoprotein, chloroplastic. The transcript is spliced from 4 exons. Gene Ontology annotation, biological process: chloroplast rRNA processing. NCBI's taxonomy places the organism in Eukaryota, Viridiplantae, Streptophyta, Magnoliopsida, Zingiberales, Musaceae. Gene Ontology annotation, cellular component: chloroplast thylakoid membrane. Bases 106 to 1092 code for a protein of 328 amino acids. Gene Ontology annotation, molecular function: mRNA binding. The record is from RefSeq and is a predicted model, not a curated record.